Glarea lozoyensis ATCC 20868 is the source of this 1002-nucleotide messenger RNA. RefSeq names its product Mitochondrial carrier. The transcript has 2 exons. Gene Ontology annotation, molecular function: L-ornithine transmembrane transporter activity. The record is from RefSeq and is a predicted model, not a curated record. The coding region runs from base 1 to 1002 and encodes 333 amino acids. Gene Ontology annotation, biological process: mitochondrial L-ornithine transmembrane transport. Lineage: Eukaryota; Fungi; Ascomycota; Leotiomycetes; Helotiales; Helotiaceae.
AUGUCACUUGCUACCGAGACAACGCCUCUCUCAUCCCCCUCUCCAAUUGGAGAGAUGAAGGGGAAAGAAGCUGUUAUGGAGGCGUUGGAGGAUAUAACGUUUGGUUCUAUCGCUGGUAUCGCUGGCAAGUAUAUCGAAUAUCCAUUCGACACGGUGAAAGUUCGCCUACAAUCACAGCCAGACCACCUACCACUACGAUAUAGAGGACCAGUUGAUUGCUUCAAGCAGGGCCUUCGAAGCGAUGGGAUAAUCGGGCUCUAUCGCGGCAUAAGUGCUCCGCUUGUUGGGGCAGCUCUAGAGACCAGUAGUCUGUUUUUUUGGGAACGCGUUGGACGAGAAGUAGCAUUUUCAGCUGGUCUAUACAAUCGGGAAAAGCCACUUCCUUUGUCGGCUUUAUUUCUCACGGGUGCAUUUGCUGGAGCUUUUACUUCUCUUGUCCUCACUCCAGUCGAGCUCGUCAAGUGCAGGAUCCAAGUACCAGCAACAGCCAGCACGGAUGGAAUGGUACACAAAGCUCCCACACCAUUGUCUGUCAUUCGAGAAGUGUUUCGUCACCAUGGGUUGAGAGGCUUUUGGAAUGGUCAAAUGGGAACCUUGAUUCGAGAAACUGGUGGUUCUGCAGCAUGGUUCGGCAGCAAGGAGACCGUGACUCUCCUGUUUCAUAAAUGGAACGCCAAAUCAAGCCAGAACUCUGCAGCAAGCAGCACAGAACUAUUACCACUUCCUCUGUGGCAGCAAGCAAUAGCUGGUGCUACAGCAGGGAUGUCAUACAACUUUCUGUUCUACCCAGCGGACACGGUAAAAUCUCGAAUGCAAACCAGCUCUGUCACUCCAGGUUCUUUAUCACCUUCUUUCUCACAAGAGGCUGCCACACUAUGGAAACAAUACGGAUUAAAAGGACUGUAUAGGGGUUGCGGCAUGACGGUUGCGAGGAGCGCCCCAAGUUCAGCAUUCAUCUUUAUCAUUUUUGACGCUUUGAAAGGGUAUUUUCACAUCAGUUGA